CCACUCUUCCUCUUUCCUCAUCGUCAUCUCCAUCUCCAUCUUUAUCUCCAAUACUUACAGAGCGAAAACAACACGAGCGCCAAGCAACCAGUAGAGAGAGGAACAAACAACAACUCAAAACCAAAACUCAUAACAACAACUUUCGUUGGUUGAUUAUCAGAGAAGAGUUGUAUUGAGAGAGUAGAGUAGUAGAGUCAGAGAAGUUGUUAGUUUAUUAAAGUGCCUGGUGGUGGGUUUACAUGACCUGGUAGUUGGCAGCCGUGCGUAAAAGAAAUAAAUAAUCAAAGUGACCAUGAAGAGUGACAAAUAAAAGUUGUGUGGAGCAAGAGAAAGAAGAAUGCUGUGUUCUAAGUGAUAGUUGUAUUAUUAAAUAUAUACUCCAUAUACAUACACAUUUACGGUAGAUAUAUGUAUGCAGGUAUAUACACAUGUAUACAUCUACAUCUACAUCUCGAUAUAUUUAAUAAUUGUUAUGUGUACAUUAAGCUUCCAUUAUUAUUAUUAUUUAUAAGUGUUGAAGGGAAUUUUUAAAAAUAAUAAUUGUAAAAUUUAAAAAAAGCGGGGAAAAAAAACAAGGUAAUUUUAUUGAGUGAAAAGUUUGUGGUACGUGGUUGUGCAAAAAGGUGGUGGUGAAGGUGUUGAAAAAAAGGGACAAGAGUAAAACGUGGUCGUGAGUUUUGUUCCUAGACGCGCGAGUUUACGAUUAAUUUACGUCUGUUUAUCUGAUAGCUGGGUGAUGAGGAUGUUUGGGUUGUUGGUGAGGACUUUGGUGGACUGUAGGCUGGAUGAGUGCUGGUGAGCAAACACCUAAGCGGCAUUGGUCAGAUGGUCGGUAAUUUUGACGUGAAGAUUUAGCGGGCAUUGAAAAUGAUCAUCAGUGGCUUGGAUACCGAGUGUUUUGGUUAGCUAACACGAUUAAAUGCAGAUUAAAGGAGUAUUUUGUGAAUUUUACUGCAAAUAUUUAAUUUUGUGGAGAAAAUAAUAAUCGAGGAUGUCAAUUUAGCUGGAUAUUGUAAGGCUAAGACUCAGUAUUUAUAAAUCUCGGAGCGAUCUCCAUUUUUGUUUUUUUUUUUUUUUUUUUUCGUGCUCUUAACCUCAAUGUUGGUUUUGGUUGCGGAUUGUUGAUGGUAGCAACGUUGACGUCAGAUACUGAUAUGAGUAUAAUGAGGAGCUUAAUUUAUAAAUCAGCUGUUGGUGUUUGACAUUUAACGGAGAUAAAAAUAAUCAACCAUGAAAACGGAAAAAAAUAAAGCCAACGAGUCGAGUUGUAUUUCGAGCACCGUCGUCAAAGAGGAACCGGACGGUGACACGGUUAAGAUUAAGGAAGAAACACCUGGUGGAAAUCACGAUGAUUUGCCGGUGGGUGAUGAUACCGUCGAGUGUCCUCGGGAUCCUGGACUGGAUCCCAGUAAUGGGGAUAACAAUAUGCCUGCUGACGGACAAAACGGAACUGGGGGACAGUCGAUGCUAGGCCUGGUCAAGCAGGAGAGUGAUCAUAAUCCCAGUGACGAUAUAUCCAGUGAUGGUAUCCAACCAUUAGUUAGCAAUGUACUUGCUAAACAAAUGGGCAGUGGGACUGGUGGCGAGGCCCAGUACAUGCAACAGCAAAGCCAAAUAUUUGUUUUUUCAACGAUAUUAGCUAACAAAGGUGCUGAGGCUGUUUUACAAGGACAAUUUCCCUCAAUUAUUGCUUAUCAUUGUGCUCAACCUGGAACUAAAAAAUAUCUUGAGAGACAUCCAAAUAAAGUAAAUCAGUUUCGUCAAAAUCCCGCCCAAUGGUUAAAUAAUUUGGCGAUGAUGAAGCAGAAGAGUGGAGGCGGCCACCAGCCACCGCCGAACAGCGGAUUCCCAACGGAACAGCCACCAGACUUGCCAGUACUUGAUCCAAACGCUCCGUCGUUUUGGAAUGACCAGUCCAAUUUAAGAAGCCUCAAUGGUAGCAAUACAAUGGGUAACCCAGAGUCUUCGUUGGAUGAUACAAAUCUAGACGUGCCUUGCCUUGUGCCGAAUUCCCCAGGAAAUCCGGCAAAUAAUCAAAAUCCAAAUACGACGAUGGGUCCGAAUUCAUUGCUGGCUGGAUCAACGAGUCCAGGUCCAGGUGGAUUACAGCCGUCGUUGCAAGGUGUAAAAGUUCCUGAUGAAAAUUUAACGCCACAGCAGAGACAACACCGCGAAAAUCAGCUCGCGACGAUAAGAAAAAUGCAGAUCUUAUUAUUUCGAGAGCAGAAAGAUGAUCCGAGUGGUCAAUUGGAUCCGACACAACAGGGGCCACCUAUGGGGUCUGGUAUUCCUGGAAAUAUGCCACCCGUUAGUACACCUGGUGGUCAGUGUCCGAAUAAUAUGGAUUGGCAUAAAUUACAGCAUCAAUUUUUAGACGGAAAAAAUAAAGGUGGAGUAGGCAGUCCUGGGUCAGUAUCACUGCGUGGGUCGGGUAUGAUGCCUGGUAUGCCUCGAAGUCAAGGGCCCCCGCCACCUUAUCACCAGACAACGCGAUCUGCCAGCGUGCCGAUCGCGACCCAAAGUCCAAAUCCGUCAUCGCCAAACAACCCGACGAGUAAUUUGUCGUUGCCAUCACCGCGAGCAAACUCUGCGCUCAACUCACCUGCUGACUGCAAUCGGCAAUUUCAACUGACGUCUCAGCGGCCCGGACACUUGCCAGGACAGAGUCCGACUAGUCAGGAUUCGCCGAAUCCCGGUUCCCAGUCAGCUACGUCUACCACGAGAUUGAAUCACAGCAAUCCCGGUACUCCGGUAUCACAUUCACAUCUGGCGUCUCUAAGUCCCAGUAAUACGCCGCAAAAAGAAUCGUCUCUUGAUUUUCCUCCUAAUCAACCUAAUGUGGAUAAUAUGUUUGGCCGAACGCUGCAAACUCUAGUCCAACAGAAGCAACAGCACGGUGGAUUAGUGAAUGCAGCUGGAGUUAAAGAAGCCAACUUGAUGCCUGUACCAAGUCCUCAACAGAUUUCAUAUCUCAAUACAUUUGAGGGACAAGAACUUACCAUACAAAAACAGCCUAAUACUAGUUUAAAAGACGGAAAUAUACAAAAUAAUAACAACGUUAACAACACAGACAUGUCUGGAAGACUGGUAUCCAGUAACAUGGACAACAAUAAUCAGUAUCCAGCAAGGUCGGAAGGUUCAAGCCCGUCAAUCGACAGCAUGAAUCGUGGGUUCAGUGCUUCCUUACAUAGUCCUCAUACGCCGCAUACGCCUCACACACCAGGGAACGGCGCACCUCAGACUCCAGUAGAUGUAAAACCUAAUAAAACUUCCGCUAGUGCACAAAGCAGUCCAAUACCGAUGAACCCCAUGUCAGACAGCAUGGGUCCUCCAAGGACGAUACCUGCGUCGCCUAAUACUAAACCUGAAACAUCACCGCCUUCUUCCAAGGAUCUUCAGUCGACUCAGCAGUCGCAACAAACGCAGCAGCCCCAAGUACAACAACAACAACAACAACAACAGCAACAACAACAACAGCAGCAGCAACAACAGCAACAGCAGCAGCAACAACAACAGCAGCAGCAGCAACAACAACAGCAGCAGCAGCAACAACAGCAGCAGCAACAGCAGCAGCAGCAGCAACAACAACAACAACAACAACAACAACAACAACAACAACAGCAGCAACAACAACAGCAACAGCAGCAGCAACAACAAAUGCCGCCACAACAAAUGCAACAACCGCCCACGCAACAACAGCCUGGAUUAAAUCAACAAAAUAAUCCAACGAAUAAUUCAGGGCCACCAAUGGGCAAUCAAAUGAACGCAUUUCCCUGUAGUAGAGCCAAUCAGCCGGAUAAUGUGCCGCUUAAUCCGAACAACAUGGGAGGGCGUCUCGGUGGCAUGAACUCAAUGAACCCUAGCCACUUUGAUCCAAUCACCUCACUGGCGCAAAUGAGUCAGCAGCUAACUAACACUGCGGCGAGUAACGCGCUUGGCAAUGAUGGUGGGCCCAUGCACUCCGGCAACCCAGGAAUGAUGCCAUUCAAUAAUCCCCACAGUAUGCACAUGAUGCAGAUGAGUGGCGGUGAAAUGAACGGAGGAUGUCAUAUGGGUGGCGGUGUAAAUGAGCCCAAUGAUGUCAGUGGUAUGUGUAUGGGCCUAGGAGGUCCUCCUGGUAGUAGUUAUAGUCCGACGACUUCUCAUACCGGUAGUCCAGUUGGACCAAAUAAAAUAACCCACUCUAUGAUGGGCCAUGGUGGUAUGAUGGGACACAAUGGUCCUCCAGGUGGCCCAGGUGGUGGCUAUGGUGGUGACCAACAUGCGCCACCACCUAGACUCAUGGGACAACACCUAGGCGGACCUAGUCCUUACAACGGGGCCAAUAUUCAAGUGAAACCGAGUGCUCCAAACACAAUACAGUACUUACCAGCGAGGCCGAAUGUCGGACACGCGCCACGUGGCCCCCCCAGUCUUGACUUUCUUCCACGAUUUACGAAUCCACUUGGAAAUAUGGACAAUAAAAUGCAACAGUCACCGUCAGUUAAUCUCCAGUACUUCCCGAAUGGUUGUAUGCCAAAUAAUAUGGGUGGGCCACCGCAACCACCGCCUCAGCACUCGGUAGGAAUGCCACCGGGUAGCAUGGGUGGAGGUCUUCCUGGCAUGGGCCCUGGUGGUUUGGGUGGACCCCCUCGUAUGGAUGGCGGACAACCGCAAAUGAAUCCAAACAUGCAUCCGUCUAUGAGGCCGUCAGUGGGCAAUAUGCGCCCGCAACCAAACAUAAUGCGCAUGCAGCACAUGGUCGGUGGUGGUGUCUUCCCUGGCAGCCCAAUGGAUCCCGACAAAGUCUUCCCUCCGGAUAUGGUGCCGCAGUCCCAGGUGCCAAACCAGAAUCCAGGAAUGUAUGGACCCGGCAGCAAAGGAAACCCCAUGGGAUUGGGACCCCCACCUGACGCCUCGCAGCCUCUCCCACCCAGCAUGGGUGGUGGAACGGGUAACUUUAAAAACAGCCCUUUUGUCGGUGGUGGCCCCAGCAUGAACGACCCAAACUACGCGCAACAAUUUCAUAACUUCCAGCAGCAACUUUACGCCACUGGGACGAGAGGCAGUGGUCCGCCUCACCCCAACCUCCAUCCGCCACCAAACUCUCACUCGCACCAGCAGUUUUUCAUGCCUAAAUAAAAUUAAAAGAUGGACAAUGUGUGCUGAUUAAAAAGAAUAAAAAAUAUAAACGCCGAUCGUUCAAGAACUGAUUUAAAUUUUAAAUAUUAAUAAAAAAAAUAAGCGACCGUGUGAACGAAUCGGGCCUUUUUUUAUUAUCAAUAAAAUAAAAUAAUAAAAAUAAAAAUGAUAAUUCCCUCGCUACCACUUUCGCGGUCUCUAAAAUGCAACAACGGUGUUCCGUGCAAUAUAAUAAUAAUUAAUAAUUAUUAAUUAUCAAUAUAUAAUUAUUAUUAAAUAAAAUGUAUUCUUAUUAUUAAUUAUAAUUAUAAUAAUAAUAAUUAUAAUUGUUUUAUUAAUUAGUAUCUCCACGUGGAUGUUCGGCUGCGAUAUAUAAUAAACAUUGUAAAUUCUCUCAUACGUCAUAAAUUAUUGUUAUUAUUCUUACUAUUAUUACUCAAACAAUAAAAAUAAUACUAUUAAUAUUAAUUGGUACAGCUUGGGUGUUAAUUGGUGAUAUAUGUGGGUGGAAUGUUUGUAAUAUUAUAAAUAAUAAUGAUAAUUAUGACGUAGUAUUGUAAAUAUUUGUGUAAAAUCAGGCUUAUCUGUCCGAAUAGUACAUUGUUAAUUGUAUCGCUCGGAAUGCACGUGUCAUUUAUAAUUGUUGUAUGAGAUUUUUAAAAUGCGAAGUGUGGUACUAAGUUGCUAAACAUCUUUACUUAUUAUUAUUAUUAUUAUUAUUGAUAUUAUUAUAAUUAUUAUUGAUACGGUAAUGGAUAUGCUAGUAUGAUAGUAAAGAGAAAUUUAAAACGAUCUCUAAAUAAUUAAAUUUUUUUCGUCAGACUAAAAGAGCCGUCGAGGAUCAGGUGACCCCAUUGACAUGAAAUUAUAAUUAUUAUUAUUAUUACAAAUGUGUCGUUGUUGACAUGAGAAAUAUAUAGAUUAGAUAUAUAUUUAUAAGAAAAUGGCUUAGUUUUAAAUUAAACAAUUGUUUUUUAAAAUUAUUAUUUUAUAAUUUUAAUUAUAAAUUUAAACUACUCGAGGAGGAGAUUAUGAUACAGGCUCAAAAAAAAAAAAUAUUUCGUAAUUGUAUAUAUACGCGAUUAUAUAUAUAAAUAAUCCCAUCCAUAUUAUAUAACUUGGAUAGUUGUCCGUCUCUUUUUAUUUUUAAUCCCAAUUAUUAUUAUUAUUGUUGUUAUUAUUAUUAUUAUUAUUAUUAUUUGGUGAAUUUUUAUUUGCGAUAAUAAACUCAAGUAAAUUUCAUAUUAAAAAUAAUUGAUUGAAGAAAUAAAUAUUAAUAAUAAUUAUAAUGAUUAUUAUUAUUAAUUAAUUAAUUGAUUGAUUAAUUAAUGAAUAAUAAUAAUAAUAAUAACUGACUAAUUAUGUUGUUGAUGAAUGAUUUUUAUUAUAAAUGAAAAAUAAAGAAUAUUUACAAGAUGAAUAAAAAAAAAUGAAAAAAAAAGUAAAAAAAAAAUGACAAGUCGAGUGCAUAGGAGUCACUUUCAGCAAAUGUUAUUGUAUUGAUUGUAGUAAUUUUAGUAGAUGGUGAAAAAAGAUAAUUGUUUUUUUUUCUUCAAUUAUUAAAUGAUCCUACCGCAACACACAAAUUUAUUAAUUAUUAUUAUAAUGUAUUAUAGAGUUCAUUAAAAUGA
This is a messenger RNA of Microplitis demolitor, 6752 nucleotides long. It is a transcript of the gene lgs, whose product is annotated as protein BCL9 homolog. The coding region runs from base 1231 to 5121 and encodes 1296 amino acids. Lineage: Eukaryota; Metazoa; Arthropoda; Insecta; Hymenoptera; Braconidae. The record is from RefSeq and is a predicted model, not a curated record. The transcript has 9 exons.